AUGUUUCACCAAUACCCAUACCACCCCUCUCCUUAUGCCUCCUACCGGCACCCUCAGGUCGACUUCUUCGGCAGCACUCGUCGCACCGACCCAUCAACAUUACGGGAUCGCUACCUGGCGGCGGCGGCGGAGGCCAAGUUGGCCGAAGCCCAGUAUCUGGCAGCAGAGGCCGCUUCGCAGCGCCUUCACGGUCCAUAUGAGCCAACUGCUCACGCUGCUCCUUAUCCUGACCAUCCUCGAGUGGCCUAUCUCGGCUAUGAAGAAGAGUCUGCCAGGCUUCAGGCAGCGUUAGAUGCUCAAUUGGCUCAAGCUGCCCGAGCGAGGGCUCAAGAGCAAGAGCUCCUCCGACAGAAAGAGGAACUACUUGCUGCACUUGCUCUCAAGCAAAGACUCGACAAAGAAGCCGAAGAACAUCGACUUGCUGCCCUUCAUGACGAAGAACGUAGGCGAGCCUUAGCUGAACUUACCCCUCAAAGGCUGGCGAAGGUACGCAUAAUGAAUCACAUCUGCAAGGCACACCACUUACACCCACUUCAGAAUCACUCAACUUGCGUUUGCGCCGGACAUCAUGAGUUCAAGCGACAUCCUCAUCUCCGGUAUCACCACCAGGUGCAUCAUGCGCCGGUCCCACGCCAGUGCGGAUAUCGACUAGCACUGCCAUCCGACGAAUGUGGGUCCCUUGCGAGACCAUCCCUCCAGUCGAGUGGCGGAAGCUUUGAUCUCCAUUCACUCCUUACCGCUCUGCUCGACGCUCAGGCCCCGGACGCUUCUCGUCGCCUGGUUCCCGCCGCUCCCACCACUGCCCCAUGCGCUACUGGCAGUGACCAGCCCGAAGUUCCAACCGCGGCCGCAUCCACUGGAGUCCCUUUCGUGGACCUACUCACGCAACUUAUCGACAAUGCUACUAAGAGUAGCGCUUCGGAGCCUCCCAAGUCCGCGUUCACGCCCCUUGCUAUGCCUGUCGAACGUCCUGCACCCGAAGCUCAGCAUCGUGAGGUCCAGAGCUUGCCAGAUCUCUUGAACAUCCUCUUUCAAAAGCCGGCCGCGUCAACCACUCAGGCCAAGCCUUCCUCAGAGCCCAAAGUCGAUGACAAGCAACGUCCCCAGGUUCAGAGCCUCCCCGAGCUUCUGAAUCACCUUUUCCAACCGGCUCAGCCAUCCGCGCAGGCUCAGUUCUAUGCCGCUGCCCCCUCGGCGUCCUCAAAGGGCGCCCAGCACGAGACGUCCAACCUUCCGGCAGAACAUCCAGCAAACAAGCCUGCUGUCGAACCCAAGGCUGACAGUAACGAGCGCACUCGGGUCGAGAGCCUCCCCGACCUAUUCAACCUCCUAUUCCAGAAGCCAGUUCAGCCCUCCGCGCAGGCGCAGUUUUACGCUGCUGGCCCCUCCGAGCCUCCUACGAAGCCCGAACAGGUAAGCAUCAGCGAUGUCAUUUCGUUGUCGGAUACUUACAUCGCGAUUCUCCAGACCAAGGAGCAACCUCGGACGCACACCCCAGUGCAAGAUGCGACUCCCAAGCCUACAACGCAGUCGCUGAAGGAACAACUUGAAGCCCGUUUGAACAACGAAUACGCCACCGAAGUGAAAGACACCAUUCAAGCGCUUCUUGCUUCUCUUUCCGACACUGGGCCUCGCCAUGGCAAGGGAAAAGGAAAGGAAGUGGCUAGCGAGGCAACACCAGACCCAACCGUGUCUGAUGUUGCAAAGUCCAUUCAAACCGUUCACAGCAUCGAGACCGCUUUCUCUACCCUCGAGAACGAAUUCGUCUUCCCCGCUCAGUUGGACUUCACCCCUCCCUCCUCGCCAUCCACCCUGGUUUCCCCUCUCCCUGGCACAGAGAGCACCACUGUUAGCGAUUCUGCGAUCCAUCAUCUUGCUUUUACUGCUCGCAACCAACCUUUGCGUUUUUAUGAGCAUGCUCUCGGCGAACUCCUGUCGCAGCUCGAUCGCAUCGACAGCUUCGGCAACGAAGAAUUGAGGGCAAGGCGCAAGGAGGUUGUGGGCAGGGUGGAGAGGGCGCUGGAAGAACUUGAGAGAGAGGUCGACGCCCGAUGGCAGAUCAGACAGAAGAAGCUAGCGAAGGAACAAGAACAAGCAUCAGAGGAUGCUAGUGCUCCUAAUAAGGCGGAACCUCCGGUAGACGUUGUCGAGGCAACUACCGCGACAACUGAAGACUCACAGACCGAAACGCCACCUUCUCUCGUCGUAGUACCUCCCUCCUCUCCUUCGACUCAGCCUUUCAACACCCCAGACGACAACUCGCUGCUGCCACCUGUGGAAUUAGACGUGAAGCAAGUCGCUGACGUCUCUGCAGAGGAUAUUAUCCCCUCUAUCCUUUCCCAGGUCGACGAACGUGUUGCCGAGUCGCAGGAACUUCCUGCGCCUUCGCCUUCGGAGGCUCCCCUUUCGCCUGAACCAGCCCCUGUAAUCGAGACCGAAACUAGUGAAGACAUUGCGCCUCCAUCUGCAACACCUACCGCCGACUCUUCUACCGCUACUAUCAAGCCCGCCCAUGAUCAAGAGGAGAAGGCAGCGCCCAUUGAUACAUUUCUACUCCCUGCUCAGCCUGCAUCACCGGCCACAAGCAAAGCAGACAGUGUAGUUGACGUUGAAUCUGCAAGCGAAUGGUCGGAAGUAGAGGCGUAG
Pleurotus ostreatus (oyster mushroom) is the source of this 2646-nucleotide messenger RNA. RefSeq lists its product as uncharacterized. Lineage: Eukaryota; Fungi; Basidiomycota; Agaricomycetes; Agaricales; Pleurotaceae. Bases 1 to 2646 code for a protein of 881 amino acids. Gene Ontology annotation, molecular function: protein-folding chaperone binding. The record is from RefSeq and is a predicted model, not a curated record. The transcript has a single exon.